CCGCGUGAAAUAUAUUUAAAGCUAAAACGGAUAAUAAUAAUAAUAUGAAACUGAACAACAGGCCCACAGUCUUUGUAUUGCGGAACCGAAGCCAUGUGUGUCCGUUUCCUGUCGGGACGGUUUAGCUGGUGCACCAGAUCGGACCGUAGCGACCUGUGACCAGGGUGCGAUCCUCCGGAUGUUUUCCAGCAGUCUCUCCCCUCCUGUACCAUGAAUGAUCAGCCAUGGACCACAUCACCUUUCACCAUGACACUGUGCUGUCAGACGUCCACAUGCUGCAGCCCAAUGCAAGCCACCUCAUGACACGCCUCAACUCUGUUGGACAGCCAGUCUUCCUCACUAAAUUCAGGAUCCUGUCAGAUGGUGAAAAACAGGACAACAGUGACCCAGGCAAGGAGGCGGAGCCAAGUGAUGAACCAAGGGAAGGCGUUGAUAAGGACACUCAAGUCACGUCAAGUCAAGGAACCGAUGAGGAGGAAGAUGGGGCGGGAAAUGUGAAACCAUUUCUAGAUGUGGACGGAGAUCUUGACAUCAAGCACCGACCGAGGAACAACCCCAACGAGGGGGGGGGGCGAGACCUGGUCUGUCCCGUCAUUCUCAAACACUCUGACUCUGUACUGGAAGAGGAAGACGAGACUUCAGAUGAUGAAGGCAUUAUAAAGAUUGAGCACACGAUGGCUACGACCCUCGAGGACGUUGGCAAACAGGUGUGGCUUGGGGCCUUCCUAUUGGCUGACUUCAUCCUCUCUAAGCCGCACAUGUUCAGAGGAGCUACAGUCCUAGAGCUGGGAGCAGGAACAGGCUUGACCAGCAUCGUCAUGGCAACUGUAGCCAAAAUGCUGUACUGCACAGAUGUGGGAGAAGACCUUCUAAGCAUGUGCAGGAAGAAUGUGACCUUAAAUCAACACAUAAUAGAGCCUGCAGGUGGAGAAGUGCGAGUGAGACAGCUGGAUUGGCUCCAAUAUGACCUUUGUACAGACGCUGAUAUGGAAUUCAGGUGGACAGAGGAGGAAGUUGCCGAUUUGUACGACAAAACGAAGAUCAUCAUUGCUGCCGAUGUGUGCUACGAUGACGAUCUGACGGACGGGCUUUUCCGAACUCUGUAUCGACUCUGCAGCAACUUCCGGCAGACCUGCACCAUCUUCAUCUCCUUAGAGAAAAGGAUGAACUUCACCUUGCGACACAUGGAUGUCUCCUGCGACGCCUACAACCAUUUCAGCCACUGUCUGUCCCAGCUGGAGGAGCAGGUGGACGGGCGGUGCAGCUUCACUGUGGAGCAGCUCCCUUCGGACUUUGCACAGUUCCUUCUUUAUGAACGCAUAGAGCAGCUGGAGCUGUGGAAGGUGACCGCCACUCCGCUUCCUGUUGAUGCGCACGCUGUCAAAAGUGCCCCCACUCCCAAAGAUACCGAGCAGAACUCCAGUUAGCAUGUAAAGCAAUGUGUGAUGUAGUCAGCCAAUAGAAAGAGACAGAGAGUUCAGCAGAGUUUUUAAAUGUUUCACUGAUUUGAGCAUAAAUGUAGAAUAAUUUAUUUCUGAUCUUGAUUCAUGCAUUCACAUCCAGCUGUUGUUAAAGCUUUUUAAAGUUGUACAGUGUGUCUAAUUAAAUCUAAUAGAUCUA
Molecule: messenger RNA, 1620 nt
Organism: Pungitius pungitius (ninespine stickleback)
Lineage: Eukaryota; Metazoa; Chordata; Actinopteri; Perciformes; Gasterosteidae
Gene: mettl22
Product: methyltransferase 22, Kin17 lysine
Exons: 12
Coding region: 225-1427 (400 amino acids)
Biological process (GO): protein methylation
Cellular component (GO): nucleus
Molecular function (GO): protein methyltransferase activity
Source: RefSeq, a predicted model, not a curated record